This is a messenger RNA of Orussus abietinus, 2889 nucleotides long. RefSeq names its product cilia- and flagella-associated protein 91. The transcript is spliced from 11 exons. Lineage: Eukaryota; Metazoa; Arthropoda; Insecta; Hymenoptera; Orussidae. The coding region runs from base 181 to 2406 and encodes 741 amino acids. The record is from RefSeq and is a predicted model, not a curated record.
UGUUUUAGUGCAUUAAAUACAAGGUUAUAAUAUCUAAUUAACAUUUGGUUUUAGGUAUCUCAACAGUUAUAUGCACUUCUGAAGACCGCUUAAGAGUGGCAUCGGUUGCACGGAAAUCUUGUCUAUACGAUAGCACUGAUUAAACGCAAGGAGUUAGACCUUACCGGCCACGAUAGGCAUAUGUUAUACAGAAGACCAAUAGUCCCCUUCGUAAGAUCCAGUUCCCCUGCAAUGGAGCCCUUAACUCUUACCGAUGGCAGUGCAUUGAAAGAUGUUAUCCAAUCAGCCCAAAGACAGAGUUAUGCUGUACCACCCCUCGUAGAAAAGAUUCAGAAUAAAGAAACGCAAACUGACUACAGAGAGAGUGAAUGCCAAACCUUGCCAUGGGAACCUCCAUACAGAAUACAUCCAGGUCACAAUCCUGAGGUAUUAUCGGUAGCACAUUUAACAUGGGGUCACGGAUUGCCAGCUGGAAUGCACGAGGUAGAAAUCAUCAACCGGCUAAGAAUGAAAAGAGCCUGGGAAGCUAUUCUUCCUCCGAUGGACACUCCAGAAAAUAUAAAAACUCGUUCGCUCAUAAUAUCAGCUUUGGAAGCGGAUGAGUGGGCCUUUAGAGAAGCGGAAAUUCAGUUCAUCAUGGAUAUGCGUAUGAAUUUAAUGGAAAAGCUGAUUAAGGAGCGAGACGAAGAGCGGGAUAGGAUAAUGAAGAAUCGUUUUGAAAAAGUUGGCGACUUCUUAAGGAACCGCCGAGACAAGGAAAUUAUGGGCAUUAGGAGGAAACUGGGGCGAGAAUUGCGGAAGUUAGCCGUGAAACAUCGUGGACAAAAUGUUCGUUAUCAAAAGCGCGAUAUUGUCAAGCAACAUGCCGAUAGAAAAUCAGAAUUAUAUGCGCCACAGUUGAGAUUCGGUGAAAGCGCUCAAAGACGACAUGAAAUAAUAAGGAAACGGUUGUUACGGGAUACUUAUGUUGAAGCGGCGGAAAAAAUAGAUACUAAACCAAGUGGACUGUUAACGUAUGAGGAAUUGAAGGCAUUUAAGAUUAAAUCAAAACCUGCAGAACUUUGCGUGCGAGAAACCAGAUGGACCGAAGGAAAAUUAAGACAAUUACAUGCUGAUCUUAAAGCGAUUCGAUUGAACCUUAAGCCCUCGGAAGAAAUUAAUUUAUUGCAAAGUAAGUGCAAGGAACCGACAUUACCCCAAACGCCUAUAAAAGCAAGAACUCAUGACUUCGAUAACGAAGUGGAACGAUCUACUGAAUUUAUUCAGAAAACUGUCAGAGGUAGAGCGAUACAAUGUAUGAUGUUCGAGGGUCGUAACAGAUGCAGAGAAUUAAUAGAAGAACUCCAAUCGACGACGGCACUUCAAAAACAUUCGAAGAAAUUGCGUCAACAGGAGAAAGACAAAAUGCUAAGUAUUCAGCAGGAGCAGAAUUACAGUAUGCUACGUGAAAAUCGUUUAAGUGAAAUUCUGAACUCGUUAGAGGGCAUGACAGUCUGUGGAAUACUCGACUACUUGAGUAAGGAAUUGAUUAGAUUAAAAGAUGAACGUACGGCACAUGCUUUUGCAUUGCUUGCUGAAAGGAUAAGGUACAGAAGAGAAGCUGCCGAAGCUGGCAGACGUCAACUUGAAAGAAAUCGCCGCAGGGAAUUGGAUGAAAUGUUCAGACAGAUUGUAAAAGUAAACCAAGAAUCUGUUGAAACAUACUUAGAAGAUAUUAUAAAGGAAAGUAUCGACUGGAUAUCGGACAAGGAAGCCAAAGAGUACAUUGAAACAUUGGUGGCAAAGGCAGAGAAAGUGUCUGACUAUGCUGUAGACAAUGCUGCUGAAUUAGCAGAGCAAGAAAUGGUUGCCGAUAUGGUUUACAAUUUUGUUUUGCCCGAAGUGGAGAAACAAAUAAUCCGGGAAAAUAUGAAACAACGUCAACAAAGCUAUCUGCAAAAUGCACAUGCAGCAAUUUAUAACGAAAUAUUAAAUCUGGAUCAUGAAGAACCUUUAACACCUUCAGAUGUUUUCCCGGAUAAAUCAAACGUUGAAACAGAUGCAGAAGAAGAAAGAUCGUUAAACGAAAAUUAUAUGAUUGAAAUUGAAACAAACACAGCAUGGAAAGGUGAUACUGUUGAAAAGCAUAUGGAUCCCGUAAAAGCCAUCGCUAAUUAUAUUCUUCAAACUAUUAUUUCUCGAGUUAUACCAUCUAAGAGUGAAGAAAUGGUUCAUGAGCUGUUGGAAGAUGUGUUAUCAGAAGUGGUGAAGUCUAAUAAACCGCAUGUGUUAAGGGGUAAGUGUAGAAAAUUAAAAAUUAAAAUAUCUUCAACCAUCAAGUCUGAUUUUGUUUUAGAUAAGUCAUCGAAAUUAUCAUGGAGUUCUUCUUAUACAAGUCACACCAAUUCAUCAAGGAGUACCACAUAAUUAGAGUUUGUACUCGAAUUGUAGGAUCGCUUAUACUAUAAUAACAAGGCCGAUAAAACAAAGAAAUGCCAUUCAUCGGCCUUAUCAGGUUAAAUUCAUUUCUGAUAACGUACCUAUAAAUACAUUCAAGUUGUUUUGUAGUAGCAUCUUGUUUGAAUAGUUUAAAGGCAGUUUUUAAAUAAAUAAUUAUUAAUGCCUUUUAAAAAUUAGUUUGAAAAUAAAUUGAAAGACCAGAUGUUUGUACUGCUACAUUAAAUAAACCUAAUUGAGUUUAUCAAUAAAAGGAACCAAAAAUUUAAUGAGAAACAAAGGAGAAUAUUAUUUCCCAUUUUCAUAAGAUUUAGGAAAUUGAUUUAAAACUUAAUAUCAUACAAUAAUUGUAUUGCAAUGUUAUAACUGUGAUUUAUGAUGAGAUGAAAGUAAAAUUAUAACUAAUUUCAAGAAAUAAGUGAUCUAAAUUAAUAUGAGUACUAAACUAUAACA